AUGGAACCAAAUGAGCCCGACGGCUUACAGCACUAUGUGACCUUGUCAGAGGAGCCGACAAUUUUCGAACCUAUGAGCAGUGUCAACAGUAUUUUUACACUCCGAUCCCGUGGUAUAAUGGGCGUUAAUGUGAAGUCACCAGAUGCAUCGCGACCAUCACUCAAUUUUCGGAUUGAAGAUCAUGGUGAAGUGUUGUGCAUCAAAUUCUCUCCGGACAGUCGUGUACUUGCUAUCCAACGAACUCCACAUUCCAUUGAUUUUCUCAACUUUUCCAAUGGUUCGCCAAUCUCUUCUGAGUAUUCGCAUACGUGCAAGGGCAAGAAGAUAAAGCUUCUCGGCUUCGUAUGGACUACCUCCACAGAGAUUUUGCUUGUCACUACGGAAUCUUUGGAAUUGUAUCAGACCGCGGGUACAAUAACUAAGAUCUGCAAGUUCUCUCUCCCAAGCAACCUAGCUCUCGACAAUGCCCAACCCGACACGGUAUCUGCAGUUUUACAAAACAGCUGCCUACUGGCGUGCAUUGACGGCUUGGUGAAACUGACGGAUGAGUUACUGGUUGAGACCAAUGGCCAGUUCGCUAUCAGUGUGGUGGAUAAUGUUGUGCUCGUUCACUGUCGAAAUGAGCGAGUCACUUGUGUCUACGACCUUGCGUUCGGUGGUCAUGUGCACGAUGGUAUCUCGAAACAUCGUCCUGUGUUUCCGCCGGAAUCUAUCGGACCUCUGACACUGGCUUCUAACACGGUCCCAGCUCUGUCCUCCAAUUUGGACGCCAAAAUUCCUGUUGAAUUGUAUUCUGCCCAUUGGAUCACAAAUUUACCGUCUGUAGUUAUCGAUGGAAAUCUUGGUUGUCUUUGGACCUUAAAAUUGAAUAAUAAACUGAUUCCAAUGCUAAUUCGAAAACGCUCCCACGUUGUGGAUUUCUUAGUCAAUCGGGAGGAUGGCAAACGGAUUUUACUCGAUUACUGCACUACUCUCUAUAAUCAAUCUGUUUCCGAGGCCUUGAGCUAUGAGGCAUCCGAUUUUGAUGGAGACUAUAGCUUCCACGCCGAUGGGCUGAACCAGAGACUUGACGAUUUUGCUUAUAUUUUCAAGCGGUUCGCGGAAAUGCGUCAUCCACAUUCGCGCCGAAAGUCUCCAGUUCACCCUACUAUUCUGGGGCCCUACUCGAGCUUUUCCACUCUUCCCGCAGAUGAGGAAACAGAGAACUCGGCCGCAUCAAGGAGGAUGUCUAUGGCCAUUGAAGACGGGUAUGCCCCAGCAUUCCAACGUCCUUUCACCGUUUCCCAAAGUGACGUGUACACCCAUAUAUUUCUCGUCGCGCAGGGGAAUGAGUCCCACGUUGUGGAUUUCUUAGUCAAUCGGGAGGAUGGCAAACGGAUUUUACUCGAUUACUGCACUACUCUCUAUAAUCAAUCUGUUUCCGAGGCCUUGAGCUAUGAGGCAUCCGAUUUUGAUGGAGACUAUAGCUUCCACGCCGAUGGGCUGAACCAGAGACUUGACGAUUUUGCUUAUAUUUUCAAGCGGUUCGCGGAAAUGCGUCAUCCACAUUCGCGCCGAAAGUCUCCAGUUCACCCUACUAUUCUGGGGCCCUACUCGAGCUUUUCCACUCUUCCCGCAGAUGAGGAAACAGAGAACUCGGCCGCAUCAAGGAGGAUGAACCCUCAUGUCCGUUCUCUUCUAUACGCAGUCCUGGUGGAGUACAUUCGUUCACUUGUGGAACAUGAGAUCCAUGUAGAUCAUUCUGUUCAUGAACUCUUGAUCAGUACGAUCGCCCGACUGGAACAAUACGAUCAGCUGAGCUAUUGCAUUCAAAGUCGUCUGUUAGCCGAUUCAAAACCGAUUGCGUUACAGUUGCUAGCUUUGGAGUCCGUCUAUCCUGCAGCUGGCCAGCUUGCAAUUGACAUGCUGAAACGACUGAGCUUUUCCAACGAAGAGGUUGUGGAGGUACUCCUGCUCAAAAACAGAUUGAUCGAAGCUCUCCGAUUUUGUCAGAUGCGCCCACAUCUGUUGCAUCAAUCACAGCAAGAUGGCUUGUGUCAAAGGUUUCUAGAGUUGGCCGCUCAGUCAGAGGACCGGAUGACGUUUUACAAUGUCUUCCGCUUCUUUCAACUGUUCGAUCGUAAUGGCUCGUUUCUGAAGGAAGCUGGUUAUGAACCUCUAAUGAGAAAAUUCCUGGACACCUUUGGAGAAGAGCCAUCAUCUUGACCAUUUCUUGGCUAAUGGAGGCGUCUCUCAAUUAUCGUUUAACAGUCUGGACUUGUUACUUCUCCGUGUACAAAAUUUACUGGACCUCGUAUCUUAAGAUUUCUACUCAAGGGCAUGUGAUAUUAAUCAUGAACAAAGACUGUUCUUUC
This is a messenger RNA of Opisthorchis viverrini, 2354 nucleotides long. RefSeq lists its product as hypothetical. Bases 1 to 2205 code for a protein of 734 amino acids. The transcript is spliced from 19 exons. Gene Ontology annotation, cellular component: Mon1-Ccz1 complex; late endosome membrane; lysosomal membrane. The record is from RefSeq and is a predicted model, not a curated record. Gene Ontology annotation, biological process: regulation of autophagy. NCBI's taxonomy places the organism in Eukaryota, Metazoa, Platyhelminthes, Trematoda, Opisthorchiida, Opisthorchiidae.